AUGGCGCUAAAAGGCGUUAAGGUAGACGGCCUCCGAGCCGUCAACAGACGUGGUGAUAGUUGGAUAUUAUCUUUCCGUCCCUUGCUGCUGCUGCUAUUGUUGCUGCUGCUGCUGCUGCCCUCGACAACAGAGCAGCAGGAGCAGCCGCAACAGCAGCAAGAAGAGCAGCAAGAGACGCCGCAGCAGCACGAGCAGCAAGUGUAUCCGGAGAUAGUCAAUGGCCCAGUAGGAUCUAUCUCCACCUACAAUACAAGCCAAACCACCACCAGCAGCAGCAACAGCAGCAGCAACACUGCAGCAGCAGCAGCAGCAGCAGCAGCAGCAGCAGCAGCAACAGGAGCAACAUCAUCAUCAGGAGGAAUAGUCCCCUCAUAUAACCAAUUGAAUUCCUCCUCUCAAUCAUCUACAUCUGCUGGUGUAUCAAUAACAGCAGGAGGAGCAGCAGGAGGAGCAGGAGGAGCAGGAGGAGGAGGAGGAGAUAUAGGUGCAUAUGAAGGUCCAUUACCAGCAGCAGCAGCAGCAGAUGUAAUACGUGUUAUAUUAUAUGGAUCUAUGUUCUCUUAUGCAUAUUAUUUUCUUGAUGUCUUUGUUGGAUCACCACCACAAAGACAAAGUGUUAUAUUAGAUACAGGAAGUUCUUUAUUAGCCUUUCCUUGUACUGGCUGUGAGCAUUGUGGUAGUCAUUUAGAUCCUUUAUUUGAUCCAUCAUUAUCAUCAACAUCUUCUUUUAUUGAUUGCUUAGAUAGCAGCAAAUGUUUUGGUUGUCAUAUAAGGGAGACAUCAUUAUUUAUAACACAAAAAGCAUCGGGUAUAUUUGGUGUUUCUUUCCCCAAGGGUUUUAGACAACCAACACUAAUUGAUGUUAUAUUUGAUCAGGGUUUAGUACAAGAAAAAGUUUUCUCUAUUUGUAUAUCAGAGGAUGGAGGUUUAUUAACAAUAGGAGGAAUAGAGCCGGGGUUUCUGUUAUUUUGGUGUGAUGGCCUAGAUGACAAUCGCAUGCAAGAGAGUGUUUUGGGGCUUUCUUUCUUUAAACAUAAACAAAUAGUAUUCGAUAGAGAUAAGAACAGGAUAGGAGCAAUUAAUGCUUAUUGUCCUAAUUUCUUCCUAGAGGAAAGAAGACAACCUAAUGAUCCUGUUGAACCCCAAGGGCCCUCGCAGGCAUCUACCGUCAGGGAGGCAUACAAGGUCUUCGAAGAUGGUUCAACUCCUCGCAAAAGUCCCCAAGCUUUGCCUAACAGUUGGGGGAAUCAAAGAGAGACAGCUGCCAUCCUCUUUUGGAUACUGGUGGGGUUGGGGUGUUUCUUUCUUGGUGUUUAUGCCUUAUGUCGUUGUUGGAGGGGACCCGCUCCCCUGGGAUCGUCUCCCCUGGGAUCGUCUCCACUGGGAUCGGGAUCGUCUCCUCUGGGAUCGGGAUCGUCUCCUAACAAUGCUGCCUUCUUAGAGGCACAAAGAAGAGCACAUGAGGCACGACUAGCAGUGUGGGGUGCGGCUGUUGACAGCAGCGAUGAAGAACUCCCUGUGCAAACACACAUAAAGGCGGGUGCUGUAUCUCCUGGUGGUCCACCAACAGAGUGUACAGACAACCCCACCGAUUCAGGUGUAUCUGCAGCAGAGGUGCAGCAGCAGCAGCAGCAGCAGCAAACUCCUGUUGCAUCUAAUGCACCUCUAUAUACUCUUCUUGCUAAGGAAAGUAGCUAG
Messenger RNA from Eimeria maxima, 1698 nucleotides. Its product is annotated as radial spoke 3 protein, putative. Bases 1 to 1698 code for a protein of 565 amino acids. The transcript has 10 exons. Gene Ontology annotation, molecular function: aspartic-type endopeptidase activity. Gene Ontology annotation, biological process: proteolysis. The record is from RefSeq and is a predicted model, not a curated record. NCBI's taxonomy places the organism in Eukaryota, Apicomplexa, Conoidasida, Eucoccidiorida, Eimeriidae.